AUGGACCUCAAAGGGAUCUCUGUGCUCUCCGUCAUCCUCGUCGUAGCCCUCAGCACCUUGGCAGAGGGAAUGACAUCACCAAGUAAAUGCCAGUGUAAACUGGCCCCCCGUGAGCGGAGGAACUGCGGCUACCCGGGAAUCCCAGCAGAGGAGUGCAGGAAGGCUGGAUGCUGCUUCAACGCUUCAGUCCCUGGCAUUCCCUGGUGCUUUGCUCCUAAAGCAAAGAAAGUUAUGAAAGUAUGUCCCAACGAUCCUUACAUCAGGGUAGACUGUGGCUUCCCCGGCAUCACAGCUAAGGAGUGCGAACGGAGGGGAUGCUGCUUCAGGGCACAUCCCGCUGGUGUCCCCUGGUGCUUCUACCACCGCAUGAUGGAGGAAGCUGUGUAUUUCUCUGUUUCCCGGGAAAUUCGGCAUCUUAGCAACCCGCCGAUGAAAGAGUAG
This is a messenger RNA of Gymnogyps californianus (California condor), 441 nucleotides long. Its product is annotated as trefoil factor 2-like. The transcript is spliced from 4 exons. Gene Ontology annotation, biological process: maintenance of gastrointestinal epithelium. NCBI's taxonomy places the organism in Eukaryota, Metazoa, Chordata, Aves, Accipitriformes, Cathartidae. Bases 1 to 441 code for a protein of 146 amino acids. The record is from RefSeq and is a predicted model, not a curated record.